AUGGCGGCUCAAUUGCCCGCCGUCAUCACGCCGGCUUUGCUGGCUUCCAUCAGGAAACAGCCGCACUUGCCGCGCAAUACAUGGUACUUUGUGGCGGCCACGACGUUGGCAGUGCUGAAUCGUCCGGAUGAGAUCCCGACGGUAUACAAGCACGUGCUGACCCAUGGGGUCGACCAAGGCACCGAGGACGCACCCUCGCCGGAGGAGCAACUGAAUAUUUCUCGCCGUAUGCGGGAAGCCCUCGUGAAGACCGCCGCAAUAGGAGGCUUGCCCAAGACCAUCAACGCCCUUCUGGAGCUCAAGAAGCAUACCCCAGAGCAGUUGGUGGACGAGCCGUUGGCUUUCUCGCCAACUUCAAGGCCGCUCGAGAUGUAUGACGUGCCGUCGUCGCAGAUCUUACAUCGAGGCCAGCGCUUCUUUGACAUGAUAUAUGGCAAGGUCUCGAAGCGCGUCAUGGGCCAGAUGGAUCGGUCUGGCACCGAGGAUCUAGGCUUGACAGCAAGACUCGUGUAUGGCUACCUGCUGAGCAACACGGCCGUUUUGACGCCGGCCGAAACCUCGUUUGUCUUGAUUGCGGGGCUCAUUCCACAAGACGUCAACCCACAGCUCAAGGGUCACCUAAAGGGAGCCCUGAACGGCGGCGCAACAGUGGACGAGGUCAAGGCUGUGCGGAACAUCUCUAUGGCAAUCUGCGAAUCAGCCGGCAUGCGGAUGCUGGAUAAGUGCGCUACGGGCGGCUGGGGCUGGCGCACCGAGCCGGCGAACCUAUAA
Messenger RNA from Pyricularia pennisetigena, 771 nucleotides. RefSeq lists its product as uncharacterized. The record is from RefSeq and is a predicted model, not a curated record. The transcript is spliced from 3 exons. NCBI's taxonomy places the organism in Eukaryota, Fungi, Ascomycota, Sordariomycetes, Magnaporthales, Pyriculariaceae. Bases 1 to 771 code for a protein of 256 amino acids.